Molecule: messenger RNA, 1098 nt
Organism: Priapulus caudatus
Lineage: Eukaryota; Metazoa; Priapulida; Priapulimorpha; Priapulimorphida; Priapulidae
Product: receptor-type tyrosine-protein phosphatase alpha-like
Exons: 7
Coding region: 13-1098 (361 amino acids)
Biological process (GO): protein dephosphorylation
Molecular function (GO): protein tyrosine phosphatase activity
Source: RefSeq, a predicted model, not a curated record
AAGAAACCAGAGAUGAUCACACUGGUUAGGGACGCCAGCACGCUGCGAAUGACAUCAGACAGACCGCCAUUACCCGCGAAACAAGUGAACAGUGGUGGCAGCUGCAGCGGCAGCGGCAAGAACGAUGACGUGGUGUUGAGGAGUACAGGGAACCGCGCCUCUAGAAGCUCAAGGUCGUCAGUGUCGAGUCUGACGAGCAAGGACAUGUUGUCUCGUCAGCUCUCCACGUUCCGUACGACGACCAUGCGCGGUGCCAUCAGGCUGGAAGACCUAGCUCAAUACAUACAGAGCAAGCGACACAGCAACAACGGCAGCAGCAGCAACAACAACAGCAACAACAGCAACAACACCUUCAAAGCAGAAUUUGCUGAGCUGCCUCACGGACAGAUAUCGGACUGGGCAGUGGGCACCCGGCCGGAGAACCAUUACAAGAAUCGCUACAUGAACGCGAUUCCUUACGACAACAACUGCGUCACGCUGCAGUCCAACAACAAUGGUUACAUCAAUGCAAGCUUCAUCGACGGAUACAAUGAACCCAAAGCCUUCAUCGCCACGCAGGCACCCAAGGAGAAGACGGUUAUGGAUUUCUGGCAGAUGGUGUGGCAGGAGAGAGCUGUAGCUAUCAUCAUGCUCACCAACCUGACAGAGAAUGGCAAGGCCAAGUGUAGCCAGUACUGGCCCGAGGACACAGUGCAGAUAGGAGAGCUGGAAGUGUCCCUCAUGGCGAGGGAAGAACUCCCAGAUACUACCGUUAGAACCUUCACUAUAGUGAAGAGAUGCCAGAGACAGUCAGCGAGUCAUCUGGUGAUGCACUACCACUACCACGAGUGGCCCGACCACGGCGUGCCGGACGACUCCGGCCCCCUGGUGGACGUCAUCGCACACAUCCGCGAGGACGUCAGGGUGAAGCGCAUGGUUGGACCAUGGGUCGUCCACUGCAGUGCGGGCAUAGGUCGGACUGGUACGUUCAUAGCUUUGGACAGCAUGCUGGAGCAGGCUCGCAGCGAAUACGCCAUCAACAUCUUCACGUUUGUGCAGCGCAUGCGCAAGCAACGCAUCAGCAUGGUGCAGACACAGGUAGAUGAAUCUGCGAAAUAG